AGACCAGGUCCUCCUGAGGACAGAGAAGGUCAGGGUUGAAUUGAGGGUUUUGUUUUCUUCGUGUAUAAGUACAUAUUGGUUUUGCUCCAGAUGAUCCAGAGGCAGCUGCAGCAGGUGGAGGAGAAACAGAGACAGCUGGAGGAGAGAGGAGUGAUGGUGGAGAAAGCUCUGAGAGGAGAAGCAGAUUAUUGGGGAGACUCCAACGACAGCCAGGACAUCGAGCUUCACCUGGAAGGACUGGGUAAACUGGAUAAUCCCGCUCUGAUGCAGCAGUGGUUCCAGUUGGUCCAGCAGAAGAACUCUCUGGUUCGAUAUGAAUCUGAACUCAUGAUAUUUGCUCGAGAGUUGGAGUUGGAGGACCGACAGAGUCGCAUGCAGCAGGAGCUCAGAGAGCGGAUGGCCGUGGACGACCACCUGAAGGAGGAGUGGGAGCUGCUGGAGGAGCGUCUGAUCCUGGAGGAGAUGUUGGAGGUGGUGGAGCAGAGAGACUCUCUGGUGUCUCUGCUGGAGGAACAGAGACUGCAGCAACGACAGGAAGACCGGGACCUGGAGGAGGUCAUCAUGACCCGAGGACUGGGACUCAACUGGACCUGAACCUGGAAGGGUCUCUACAGUACCUGAACUGUUCUGAACUGGUUCAGUCUGACUUUAUCAAUGCAAAGGUUGAUAUGAAAACAGUUUAAGUUUGGUAUUCUUUGGAGUUUUGGAGAAUUUUGGACCCAGUUCAAAGUGGACUCAUGAAAAAUACCCAAACCAGAUGUAAUUAAACCAGUUAUAGUAAACCAGGUCUGAGAUAGACCCGAAGACAGUCAGCAUCAGUCCACCAUGAGCUCUCCAGUCUUCCUCUUCUCCUUCUCCUCCUUCUCCUUCUCCUUCUCCUCCUUCUUCUUAUCCUUCUCCUUCUUCUC
Messenger RNA from Anarrhichthys ocellatus (wolf-eel), 908 nucleotides. RefSeq names its product protein-methionine sulfoxide oxidase mical3a-like. The record is from RefSeq and is a predicted model, not a curated record. The transcript is spliced from 5 exons. NCBI's taxonomy places the organism in Eukaryota, Metazoa, Chordata, Actinopteri, Perciformes, Anarhichadidae. Bases 91 to 594 code for a protein of 167 amino acids.